Messenger RNA from Paramisgurnus dabryanus, 13698 nucleotides. Its product is annotated as zonadhesin. Gene Ontology annotation, molecular function: protein binding. NCBI's taxonomy places the organism in Eukaryota, Metazoa, Chordata, Actinopteri, Cypriniformes, Cobitidae. The record is from RefSeq and is a predicted model, not a curated record.
CCAUUCAUUAAUCCAGAUAUGGGACAUCUGGAGUUAAUACUAAUUUUAACAUGGAUAUCAGGUUGCUAUACCAUAGACCACAAUGACAUUAGAUACAAUGUGAAACAAAGUGAAGCUGUGUUGGCUUCAUGUGACUUUGACAGAAACGAAGAACCUUUCUGUAACUUCAGACAAGACCCUACAGAUGACUCAGACUGGACGCGUCAUACAGGACCCACCCCAACAUUAGGCACUGGACCGCCAGGAGACUAUCCCAGUGGCUCCGGCUAUUACAUAUAUCACGAGGCUGACAAUGUCGCGAAUGGACAGAAGACCCGUCUGCUCAGUCCGACUGUUAGCAAUGGACCUGCUGAGAUCUGUGUACAGUUCUUCUACUAUAUGUAUGGCGCUGAUGAAGCAAAUACUCUGACUGUCUAUGCCAAACGUCCCAGCACUGAGGAAGAACUAUGGCAGAAAAUCGGCAUCCAAAGCCCAUCAUGGCUUGGGGCUUCUGUUACAGUGCCCAUUCCAGCUGGAGAGAGUGUUCAGAUUGUGUUUGAAGCAAAGCGAGGGCUCACUUCAUCAUGUGACACUGCCCUGGAUGACAUUGUCAUAAGCGAGGGAGCCUGCCCUGGUUGUAUUGCUGGGUGUGAUUUCGAUGAGGGAAACUUCUGUGAUUGGACAAAUGAGGUGACAUCUGAUGAAAUUUUUGGAUGGGAGCAUUGGAAUGGACAGACAGAAACACCAGACACUGGCCCUGAUGAUGACUUCUCCAAACCUGGAUUGGGGAUUUACCUGUUAUUGGACUCCUUGUCUAGUGUAGAAGGUGAGGCAGCUCAGCUCUGGAGCCCCUCUACUUCAGCUGCUUCUUCUGGUUGCUUACAGCUGGAUUUCCAUUACUAUAUGUAUGGCAGUGCCUCCAACAUGGAGCUGAACGUCCAUGUAGUAACAGCUGGUGGGGCACUUGGAGCCCCUAUUUUUAGCCUCAAAGGAAAUCAAGGUCAAGGCUGGAAACCAGCGACGGUUCCCUACAUUGGUUCAGCUGAUGUGCAGUUUGUAAUUGUUGGUGUUUAUGGUGAAACAGACAAGACAGAUAUUGCUAUCGAUAGUGUCUGCAUUACUACUUGUAUAGGUGAAACUCCAACAACAGCACGACCGACCACACCUAAACCAACAACAGCAAGUCCAUCAACGCCCAAACCAACAACACCUAAACCAACAACAGCAAGUCCAUCAACGCCCAAACCAACAACACCUAAACCAACAACAGCAAGUCCAUCAACGCCGAAACCUACAACCCCUAAACCAACAACACCAAAGCCACCUACUACACCACCACCAGUGACAUGUCCUCCAGAUGCUGAGUACAUUGAUUGUGGCCCAGCCUGUAUUCCUAGCUGUGAUCGGCCUUCAACAAAUUGCACAGGUUCAUGCAUCAGUGGCUGCUUCUGUAAACCAGGAUUUGUUUUCCGUGGUCAGCGCUGUGUUCCUAUUGAACAGUGUGGUUGUCUAGAUGAAGACAACAAUUACUUUGAGCCUGGUGAAAUUAUAUUUGGAAAUGGCUGCUCCAAGUUGUGUCGUUGUGCUGGCAACUACACCUUUGACUGUGUGGACAACAGCUGUGAUCCUGUGACAGAAGAAUGUCGUGAGGUUGGUGGCGUUCAUGGCUGCUACCCUAAAGGAACAUCGACUUGUAUUUCUUCUGGUGAUCCUCAUUACACCACCUUUGAUAAACAGCGCUAUGACUUCAUGGGGAACUGCUCCUACCUGAUGUCUGAGCCUUGUAACAGCACAGAUGUGCCGUACUUCGCUGUGUACACAGACAAUGAGAAUCGCUACAACAAUCCUUCAAUCAGCUAUGUAAAAGCUGUGCAUGUCCAUGCAUUUGGAGUGAAAGUGUCCAUUCUGAAAGGAGGAAUUGUGCAGGUGAAUGGUACCAAUGUGAACAUCCCUUUUACUCCUGUCAAUGGCAUUGACAUUUUGAUGGCUGGUGCACAAUACACAGUGGCAUUAAACUUUGGUGUGACUGUACGUUAUGAUGGAAACCACUACAUGGACAUUAAAGUUAUCAAAGACUAUGAGGACAAACUUUGUGGACUGUGUGGAGACUACAAUGGAGACCCUAAGGAUGACUUCCGUACCCCCACUGGUGAACUCGUCCAAAGCCCUAAAGAUUUCGGUAACAGCUGGAACACAGACCCUGAUUGUGAGAAAACAGAGGUUGACCCAUCGCCUGGGUGUACAGAUACUGAACUGGACUUGUAUGAAGGACCUGCUUACUGUGGUAUCAUAUUGGACAGCAAAGGUCCAUUUGCGACUUGCCAUCCAAAAGUCAACCCCAAUGGUUUCUUCAAAGACUGUUUGUUUGAUGUGUGUGAGUUGGAUGGUGCUCAGUCUGCAUUGUGUGAAGCAAUAGAGGCGUAUGUCAAUGAAUGUCAGCAACGGGGUGUCACAAUUGGAUCCUGGAGAAACAGCACCUUCUGUCCUCUUAAAUGUCCAGCCAAUAGUCACUUUGAAUCCUGCGUCCCAAUUUGCCAACCAUCCUGUUACCCAAUUCCACCAAAUCAGUGUACUGGGCCCUGUUCUGAAGGAUGUUUGUGUGACCCUGGGUUUGUCCUUAGUGCUGGACAGUGUGUGAAACAAGAUGAAUGUGGCUGCAUGCGUAAUGGACAGUACUACCAGCCAGGUGAAGAGUUUUACACUAAGGACUGUGAGCAGUUGUGUAAGUGUGAGCCUCCAUUUGUUACCUGUAAUGCUGCUGACUGCCCACCCAUGGAGCAAUGUGGUGUACAGGGUGGAGUCAUCGGGUGUUACCCAGAAGAUUCUCAGGACUGUAUUAUCUCUGGUGAUCCUCAUUAUAACAGCUUUGAUGGCAAAUACUUCACUUUCAUGGGCACUUGCACCUACACUCUGGCACGCACCUGCAAAAACAACACUGGCCCCUGGUCCUCAAUAGAGGGUAAAAAUGAAGAGAGAGGAGUCUCUGGUGUUUCUUACCUGAGGAAACUUUAUGUGACUGUCAAUGGUGUCACUGUGACAAUGAUGAAAAGCAGGAAAACUUUGGUAAAUGGACUCAGGGUUUCCCUCCCUCACUCCCCAUCUCCGCUCAUGUCUCUCUCUCUUGCUGGUCAAUAUGUUAUCCUCACUACUUCCUUCGGUCUGGAGGUGAAAUGGGACGGCAACCAUUAUGCUAAGAUCACUGUUCCCAGUUCCUACUAUGAUCAGAUGUGUGGCCUGUGUGGAGACUAUGAUGGAAACCCCAAUAAUGACUUCACUAAGCCAGAUGGCUCUCAAGCCGAUAGCUCAGAUCAGUUUGGUAACAGCUGGCAAACUGAUGAAGAUGAGGACGAAACAUGCAAGCCUGACACAGGGCCUGACCCACCCUGUGAUCCUGAGCUGGAGGAUCUGGUGUCAAACCCAGAAAACUGUGGGAAAAUAACUGACAACAAUGGACCAUUUAGGGACUGUAUAAAGGUGGUGGAUCCACUGCCUUUCUUCCAGAGCUGUGUGUUUGAUAUGUGCCGUUAUGAGGGACUACAGCAGACUCUCUGUGAUCAGCUUCAAGCUUACACUGAUGCUUGUCUGAGUGCAGGUGCACCUGUCUAUCAGUGGAGGGAGCCAGACUUCUGCCCUCUGGUUUGCCCUCCAAACAGCCAUUACUCCAUAUGUGUGAGCUCCUGUCCAGAGACGUGUCUGGGUAUCAACGGACCACCAGGCUGUAGUGAGAAGUGUGUUGAAGGCUGUGAGUGUAACCCUGGAUUCAUCUUAAGUGAUGAUAAAUGUGUGCCACUUAAAGACUGCGGCUGUGUGGACUCCUCAGACUCCUACCAUCCAGUAAAUGAUAGCUGGUAUGUUGAGGGCUGUACAGAGAAGUGUACAUGUGAGGGUGGAGGAUCUAUUCAGUGUUAUAACACCAGCUGUCUGCCUACUGAGAGCUGCCAGCUUCAGGAUGGAGACUAUGGCUGCAGACCUCUUGCAACACCUAAACCAACAACACCUCAGCCAACUACACCACCACCACCAGUGACAUGUCCUCCAGAUGCUGAGUACAUUGAUUGUGGCCCAGCCUGUAUUCCUAGCUGUGAUCGGCCUUCAACAAAUUGCACAGGUUCAUGCAUCAGCGGCUGCUUCUGUAAACCAGGAUUUGUUUUCCGUGGUCAGCGCUGUGUUCCUAUUGAACAGUGUGGUUGUCUAGAUGAAGACAACAAUUACUUUGAGCCUGGUGAAAUUAUAUUUGGAAAUGGCUGCUCCAAGUUGUGUCGUUGUGCUGGCAACUACACCUUUGACUGUGUGGACAACAGCUGUGAUCCUGUGACAGAAGAAUGUCGUGAGGUUGGUGGCGUCCAUGGCUGCUACCCUAAAGGAACCUCAACAUGUGUUUCUUCUGGUGAUCCUCAUUACACCACCUUUGAUAAACAGCGCUAUGACUUCAUGGGGAACUGUUCCUACCUGAUGUCUGAGCCUUGUAACAGCACAGAUGUGCCGUACUUCGCUGUGUACACAGACAAUGAGAAUCGCUACAACAAUCCUUCAAUCAGCUAUGUUAAAGCUGUGCAUGUCCAUGCAUUUGGAGUGAAAGUGUCCAUUCUGAAAGGAGGGAUUGUGCAGGUGAAUGGUACCAAUGUGAACAUCCCUCUUACUCCGGUCAAUGGCAUUGACAUUUUCAUGGCUGGUGCACAAUACACAGUGGCAUUAAACUUUGGUGUGACUGUACGUUAUGAUGGAAACCACUACAUGGACAUUAAAGUUAUCAAAGACUAUGAGGACAAACUUUGUGGACUGUGUGGAGACUACAAUGGAGAUCCUAAGGAUGACUUCCGUACCCCCACUGGUGAACUCGUCCAAAGCCCUAAAGAUUUCGGUAACAGCUGGAACACAGACCCUGAUUGUGGAAAAACAGAGGUUGACCCAUCACCUGGGUGUACAGAUACUGAACUGGACUUGUAUGAAGGACCUGCUUACUGUGGUAUUAUACUGGACAGCAAAGGUCCAUUUGCUACUUGCCAUCCAAAAGUCAACCCCAAUGGUUUCUUCAAAGACUGUUUGUUUGAUGUGUGUGAGUUGGAUGGUGCUCAGUCUGCAUUGUGUGAAGCAAUAGAGGCGUAUGUCAAUGAAUGUCAGCAACGGGGUGUCACAAUUGGAUCCUGGAGAAACAGCACCUUCUGUCCUCUGAAAUGUCCAGCCAAUAGUCACUUUGGAUCCUGCGUCCCAAUUUGCCAACCAUCCUGUUACCCAAUUCCACCAAAUCAGUGUACAGGACCCUGUUCUGAAGGAUGUUUGUGUGACCCUGGGUUUGUCCUUAGUGCUGGACAGUGUGUGAAACAAGAUGAAUGUGGCUGCAUGCGUAAUGGACAGUACUACCAGCCAGGUGAAGAGUUUUACACCAAGGACUGUGAGCAGCUGUGUAAGUGUGAGCCUCCAUUUGUUACCUGUAAUGUUGCAGACUGCCCACCAAUGGAGCAAUGUGGUGUACAGGGUGGAGUCAUCGGGUGUUACCCAGAAGAUUCUCAGGACUGUAUUAUCUCUGGGGAUCCUCAUUAUAACAGCUUUGAUGGCAAAUACUUCACUUUCAUGGGCACUUGCACCUACACUCUGGCACGCACCUGCAAAAACAACACUGGCCCCUGGUUCUCAAUAGAGGGUAAAAAUGAAGAGAGAGGAGUUUCUGGUGUUUCUUACCUGAGGAAACUUUAUGUGACUGUCAAUGGUGUCACUGUGACAAUGAUGAAAAGCAGGAAAACUUUGGUAAAUGGACUCAGGGUUUCCCUCCCUCACUCCCCAUCUCCGCUCAUGUCUCUCUCUCUUGCUGGUCAAUAUGUUAUCCUCACUACUCCCUUCGGUCUGGAGGUGAAAUGGGACGGCAACCAUUAUGCUAAGAUCACUGUUCCCAGUUCCUACUAUGAUCAGAUGUGUGGCCUGUGUGGAGACUAUGAUGGAAACCCCAAUAAUGACUUCACUAAGCCAGAUGGCUCUCAAGCCGAUAGCUCAGAUCAGUUUGGUAACAGCUGGCAAACUGAUGAAGAUGAGGACGAAACAUGCAAGCCUGACACAGGGCCUGACCCACCCUGUGAUCCUGAGCUGGAGGAUCUGGUGUCAAACCCAGAGAACUGUGGGAAAAUAACUGACAACAAUGGACCAUUUAGGGACUGUAUAAAGGUGGUGGAUCCACUGCCUUUCUUCCAGAGCUGUGUGUUUGAUAUGUGCCGUUAUGAGGGACUACAGCAGACUCUCUGUGAUCAGCUUCAAGCUUACACUGAUGCUUGUCUGAGUGCAGGUGCACCUGUCUAUCAGUGGAGGGAGCCAGACUUCUGCCCUCUGGUUUGCCCACCAAACAGCCAUUACUCCAUAUGUGUGAGCUCCUGUCCAGAGACGUGUCUGGGUAUCAACGGACCACCAGGCUGUAGUGAGAAGUGUGUUGAAGGCUGUGAGUGUAACCCUGGAUUCAUCUUAAGUGAUGAUAAAUGUGUGCCACUUAAAGACUGCGGCUGUGUGGACUCCUCAGACUCCUACCAUCCAGUGAAUGAUAGCUGGUAUGUUGAGGGCUGUACAGAGAAGUGUACAUGUGAGGGUGGAGGAACUAUUCAGUGUUUUAACACCAGCUGUCUGCCUACUGAGAGCUGCCAGCUUCAAGAUGGAGACUAUGACUGCAGACCUCUUGCAACACCUAAACCAACAACACCUCAGCCAACUACUACACCACCACCAGUGACAUGUCCUCCAGAUGCUGAGUACAUUGAUUGUGGCCCAGCCUGUAUUCCUAGCUGUGAUCGGCCUUCAACAAAUUGCACAGGUUCAUGCAUCAGUGGCUGCUUCUGUAAACCAGGAUUUGUUUUCCGUGGUCAGCGCUGUGUUCCUAUUGAACAGUGUGGUUGUCUAGAUGAAAACAACAACUACUUUGAGCCUGGUGAAAUUAUAUUUGGAAAUGGCUGCUCCAAGUUGUGUCGUUGUGCUGGCAACUACACCUUUGACUGUGUGGACAACAGCUGUGAUCCUGUGACAGAAGAAUGUCGUGAGGUUGGUGGCGUACAUGGUUGCUACCCCAAAGGAACCUCAACCUGUGUUUCUUCUGGUGAUCCUCAUUACACCACCUUUGAUAAACAGCGCUAUGACUUCAUGGGGAACUGCUCCUACCUGAUGUCUGAGCCUUGUAACAGCACAGAUGUGCCGUACUUCGCUGUGUACACAGACAAUGAGAAUCGCUACAACAAUCCUUCAAUCAGCUAUGUAAAAGCUGUGCAUGUCCAUGCAUUUGGGGUGAAAGUGUCCAUUCUGAAAGGAGGGAUUGUGCAGGUGAAUGGUACGAAUGUGAACAUCCCUCUUACUCCUGUCAAUGGCAUUGACAUUUUUAUGGCUGGUGCACAAUACACAGUGGCCUUAAACUUUGGUGUGACUGUACGUUAUGAUGGAAACCACUACAUGGAUAUUAAAGUUAUCAAAGACUAUGAGGACAAACUUUGUGGACUGUGUGGAGACUACAAUGGAGACCCUAAGGAUGACUUCCGUACUCCUACUGGUGAACUCGUCCAAAGCCCUAAAGAUUUCGGUAACAGCUGGAACACAGACCCUGAUUGUGAGAAAACAGAGGUUGACCCAUCGCCUGGGUGUACAGAUACUGAACUGGACUUGUAUGAAGGACCUGCUUACUGUGGUAUCAUAUUGGACAGCAAAGGUCCAUUUGCUACUUGCCAUCCAAAAGUCAACCCCAAUGGUUUCUUCAAAGACUGUUUGUUUGAUGUAUGUGAGUUGGAUGGUGCUCAGUCUGCAUUGUGUGAAGCAAUAGAGGCGUAUGUCAAUGAAUGUCAGCAACGGGGUGUCACAAUUGGAUCCUGGAGAAACAACACCUUCUGUCCUCUGAAAUGUCCAGCCAAUAGUCACUUUGAAUCCUGCGUCCCAAUUUGCCAACCAUCCUGUUACCCAAUUCCACCAAAUCAGUGUACUGGACCCUGUUCUGAAGGAUGUUUGUGUGACUCUGGGUUUGUCCUUAGUGCUGGACAGUGUGUGAAACAAGAUGAAUGUGGCUGCAUGCGUGAUGGACAGUACUACCAGCCAGGUGAAGAGUUUUACACCAAGGACUGUGAGCAGUUGUGUAAGUGUGAGCCUCCAUCUGUUACCUGUAAUGUUGCAGACUGCCCACCAAUGGAGCAAUGUGGUGUACAGGGUGGAGUCAUCGGGUGUUACCCAGAAGAUUCUCAGGACUGUAUUAUCUCUGGUGAUCCUCAUUAUAACAGCUUUGAUGGCAAAUACUUCACUUUCAUGGGCACUUGCACCUACACUCUGGCACGCACCUGCAAAAACAACACUGGCCCCUGGUUCUCAAUAGAGGGUAAAAAUGAAGAGAGAGGAGUUUCUGGUGUUUCUUACCUGAGGAAACUUUAUGUGACUGUCAAUGGUGUCACUGUGACAAUGAUGAAAAGCAGGAAAACUUUGGUAAAUGGACUCAGGGUUUCCCUCCCUCACUCCCCAUCUCCCCUCAUGUCUCUCUCUCUUGCUGGUCAAUAUGUUAUCCUCACUACUUCCUUCGGUCUGGAGGUGAAAUGGGACGGCAACCAUUAUGCUAAGAUCACUGUUCCCAGUUCCUACUAUGAUCAGAUGUGUGGCCUGUGUGGAGACUAUGAUGGAAACCCCAAUAAUGACUUCACUAAGCCAGAUGGCUCGCAAGCCGAUAGCUCAGAUCAGUUUGGUAACAGCUGGCAAACUGACGAAGAUGAGGACGAAACAUGCAAGCCUGACACAGGGCCUGACCCACCCUGUGAUCCUGAGCUGGAGAAUCUGGUGUCAAACCCAGAGAACUGUGGGAAAAUAACUGACAACAAUGGACCAUUUAGGGACUGUAUAAAGGUGGUGGAUCCACUGCCUUUUUUCCAGAGCUGUGUGUUUGAUAUGUGCCGUUAUGAGGGACUACAGCAGACUCUCUGUGAUCAGCUUCAAGCUUACACUGAUGCUUGUCUGAGUGCAGGUGCACCUGUCCAUCAGUGGAGGGAGCCAGACUUCUGUCCUCUAGUUUGCCCUCCAAACAGCCAUUACUCCAUAUGUGUGAGCUCCUGUCCAGAGACGUGUCUGGGUAUCAACGGACCACCAGGCUGUAGUGAGAAGUGUGUUGAAGGCUGUGAGUGUAACCCUGGAUUCAUCUUAAGUGAUGAUAAAUGUGUGCCACUUAAAGACUGCGGCUGUGUGGACUCCUCAGACUCCUACCAUCCAGUGAAUGAUAGCUGGUAUCUUGAGGGCUGUACAGAGAAGUGUACAUGUGAGGGUGGAGGAACUAUUCAGUGUUAUAACACCAGCUGUCUGCCUACUGAGAGCUGCCAGCUUCAGAAUGGAGACUAUGGGUGCAAAGCUCUUGAUACUGGCAUUUGUUCAGUUUCUGGUGACCCUCAUUACACUUCCUUUGAUAAGAAAGUGCAUCAUUUCAUGGGCGCCUGCUCCUACACUGUUACUAAGCCUUGUAAUGAGACCUCCGGCUUGCAGUACUUUUCUGUCGAGACACAGAACGAGCACAGAGACAAUAACAAGAAAGUAUCUUAUGUACAAUCUGUUAUCAUCCAUGUCCACAACACAAAGGUCAUUUUGGGCAAAGGCCGUAAAGUUCAGGUGAAUGGAGUUCAGGUCACUGUGCCUGUCACACUUCCUAAUGGAAUUAAGAUCUUCCUAAGUGGCAAAUUUGUGGUGCUCGACACAGAUUUUGGAUUACGUGUCCGUUUCGAUGGAAAUCACCAUGCUGAUGUUGCCCUGCCUUCCUCCUAUAGCGGACUGUUAUGUGGACUUUGUGGAAACUAUAAUGGUAAUCCUAAUGAUGACAACAUCAAGUCAGAUGGGAAACCAACCGACAGCACCAAUGAGCUUGGAGAAAGCUGGCAGGUGCCCGAUGACAGACCAGAUUGUUCUCAUGGUGGUGGAGACAUUGAAUGUGAUGAUAAAAUUGAAAGUGAAGCUCAGAAACCUACCAGCUGUGGCAUGAUCACUGACCCCAAUGGAAUCUUUAAACCAUGUCAUGCAGUGGUGCCCCCCAAUCCUUACUUUGAGAGUUGUGUGUUUGAUCAGUGUGGCACGGGUGGCAGUGCAGUGGCCUUGUGUCAAGCUAUUGAAAGCUAUGCUGACAUAUGCGCUCAAGCUGGGGUGUCAAUUAACUGGAGAAAUAACACUUUCUGUCCUAUUAAAUGUCCUGUUGGUAGUCACUAUGAGCCGUGUGGUUCAGCGUGUCCAGCCAGUUGUCAGGACCCUGGAUCUGAAGGCAUCUGUUCUGAGCCUUGUGUUGAGGGAUGCGUGUGUGACCCUGGUUUAAUACUGAGUGGAGACAAGUGUGUGGCCUUUAGCGAGUGUGGCUGCACUGACAGAGACAACAACUACAGGCCUGUUGGAGACAGUUGGUUCACGAAAGAUGACUGCACAGAGCGUUGUGUGUGUUCACCAUUCAACACUGUAAAAUGUGAGGCAUGGCAGUGUGGUCCUGCUCAGGAAUGUAAGGUCAAUCAAGGUCAACUGGGCUGCGUGAACACAGGAGUGGGCAUUUGUCACAUCGCUGGUGAUCCUCACUACUACACCUUUGAUGGCAUCAUGCAUACCUACAUGGGUACCUGCACUUACACGCUAGUGGCGAUAUGUAACAGCUCUAUGGUGACACCCUUCACCAUCGUGGCUAAGAACGAAGAACGCGGUCUGCCAGAAGCUUCGUAUGUUCGCUCUGUGACCAUCCAUCUGCCCACUGCCAACAUCACUCUCAGCAAAAGCGGCAGAGUAUUGCUCAAUGAACGUAGGAUAAAGACCCCCUAUGACAUCAAAGAAGCCAAGGCGAAAGUGUUUGCUAGUGGAGUAAACAGCGUACUAGACACUGACUUUGGUCUGAUUGUGAAGUUUGAUGGAGUGCACCACAUCGAGAUCACAGUGCCAGGAGACUAUUUCAACAAGGUUUGUGGUAUGUGCGGUAACUACAAUGGAGAUUCCUCUGAUGACGACUUGAUGCCCAACGGCAAACCUGCCAAGGAUGUCAUAGAGCUUGGCAACAGCUGGAAGGCGGAGGGAGACAGUGAUCCUGGCUGCCAGCCCGACUUACGACCUGAUGUCCAUCCCAACUGUGAUCAGAAUGAAGAAGAAAUCUACAGGUCACAGUGUGGAGAGACAAUCCUGUCCGACCGCUUCAAGCCCUGUCACUCUCUCAUUCCUCCAGAGGCCUUCCUUGGAAACUGUGUCUAUGACAUGUGUGAAUAUGAUGGCAUGCAGUCCACUCUUUGCGAUAACGUUGAGGCUUACGCACAGGCCUGUCAGAGCAGCGGAGUCACCAUCAGCUGGAGGAACAACACCUUCUGUCCUCUCCCAUGCCCUCCCAACAGUCACUAUUCUGACUGCACCGUGCCAUGUCCUCCCACCUGUGCCGACCUCUUUUCCAUAUUCUGCCCGUUGCCGCCAAACAGCUGCGUAGAAGGCUGCCAGUGUAAUGCAGGUUUUGUGUUAAGUGAUGGGAAGUGUGUCCCACUCUCGAGCUGUGGAUGUGUUGACAGCACUGGAGAAUAUCAUGAUGUGGGAGAUUCGUGGGUAACAGAUCAUUGCAGCCAGAAGUGCAGCUGUAGUCUUGGAGGGCAGCUGUCUUGCAAGCCAUUUGAAUGUGACGACAACUCAGUCUGUGCUUUAGACAACAAUGGAGACCGUUACUGUAAACCUGAGAAAUUUGAUGACUGCAAUAUUGCUGGAGACCCUCACUAUCGCACCUUUGACAAAUUCAAUCACCAUUACCAAGGACCCUAUACCUAUGUACUAACCCAAAGCAACAGUCCACUCAGCUCCCUCACACCUUUCACUGUCCGCGGCAAAAACCAACGGCAAGGAGGCCUGAGUCGCGUGUCUCUCCUUCGUGAGGUGUAUGUGGACGUGUAUGGAAUCACUGUUCGCAUGCUUCAAAAAAAGAAAGUGCUGAUAAAUGGUGAGAACAUUUCUCCACCCUACAGUCCUGUAAAGGGAGUUAGCAUAAAAAUGAAGUCUCGCUUUGUUAUGCUCUCAACUGACUUUGGCCUUUCUGUGCGCUUCGAUGGCAAUAUACAAGCAGUGGUGACUCUGCCCAGUGUAUACAAAUCUCGUGUGCUUGGACUGUGUGGAAAUUAUGAUGGACGCUCCAAUAAUGACUACACAAAACCAGACGGCACAGUUGUCCGCAACCUCAAUGAGUUUGGAGACAGCUGGAGAGUGAAUGAUAAAGAUGCAAUGCUUAUUCGCACCCCGGUACUACCAAAAGUGGUACACCUGCACAAGCGUGAAGUGGAAGAAGAUCCAGAUUCAGGCUUCGAGACGACCGGCUGCACGGAAGCUCAGCUGAAUGAGUUAAAUGGGAAUAAACAGUGUGGGGCUCUCAGUGACCCUGCAGGUCCUUUUGCUGACUGCAAUGCUCAGAUUCCUCCAGACAUCUUCCAAGAGGACUGUGUGUUUGACCUGUGUGCUGAGCAGGGCAGUGAAGUACUGCGCUGUGAAAAUUACGCUGUCUACGCUCGGGCUUGCCAAGAUGAGGGGGUCAAACUGGGGCCGUGGCGACAACAGCUUGGUUGCGUUUUGGAAUGUGGGCCCAACAGCACUUAUUCAACCUCAAUGACUCCGUGCCCGGCGUCCUGUGCUGAUCUGGCAGCUCCUUCAGAUUGUGAGCAGACACAGCUUUUGGAGGGAUGUCAAUGUAACCCUGGAUUUGCUCUGAGUGACAACGACUGCGUGCCUUUCAACCAGUGUGGGUGCACAUAUCUGGGUCGCUACUAUGCGCUGAAGGAAGUGUUCGUAACAGAGGACUGUUCACAGAGCUGUGAAAGUACCACCACUGGUGCUGUGUGCCAACCAAAGGGCUGUGGAGACAUGGAGAUCUGCACUGUGUUUGACACCAGACGUGACUGUUAUAAAUUGAGUCCGUGUUUGAGUUCACCCUGUCUGAAUGAUGGAACCUGUGAAGAGACGUCCGAUGGCUCUGGGUACACCUGCAUGUGUGCUGAGGGUUUUGAGGGCAAAGAUUGUGAGAUCUUCAAAACACCGGCUGAAGAAGGCUUAGAUCUAACAAGUAUUAUUUUGAUCGGAGUCUUUGUGCCCCUUGGCAUCAUUCUAAUAAUCACAGCAACCGCGUGCAUGUGCAAGAGAUGCAGUCGCAAAAAGAAGAGCGAUUCAAGGAGAAUUGAGCUGAAGGAAACGGAUCAUCACUAUAAAAAUUUGGAUUCUGAUAAGCAGCAGGAGACAAACAAUGAAGUGCUUCACUAUACAACAUUCUGAUUUGCAACAUUAAUCUGCUGAUAAGCAAACAUUUGUGUCUGUAUUUAUUGACUUUUGAAUGUGUCAAUUUUGAAUGUGUUUGGGAAUAUGUGCAGUAACGGGCAAUUCCCCAAUUUCUGUUAAUGUGCUGUAACUUAUUUUUAAAAGUUCUUUUUAAAUCAUUUUUAAUGUAUUAUGAUUGGGGGAAUACAUGCAAUUAUAAAAUGUUUGUGAAUAAAUUAAAAUAAAUUGUUUUUACUACCAACAUACUUCAAAUACUAACACAUUUCUGGAUUUUUUUGAAAAACAAGCAAAAAAGACAAUUUAUGCCCUUGUUGCAUUUAUUCAAGUGCAACGAUCCAAAAAUCAACACCACACGUUUCCAACAACUCUGACACUUGUGAGUUUAAACAGUGUUGUACUUCAAGGCAUAACAGGAGAAAAUAAAAGUGAACUUUCUUUAUCAGCUAUCUAAAUGAUUAAGGAGUGCCAAAAGACUGUUCAUCUAGAGGA